GCCCCUGCCAGGCUAAGCGGGCAGCGCAGGGCCACCGGCAGCAGCGGCCAAAGAUGUGCCCGCUCGGGCGGCUCCCACGCCGAGUCUGAGGCCCCGCCAGCCCGCCGCCAUGUCUCAGAUGCUGCACAUCGAGAUCCCCAACUUCGGGAGCACGGUGCUGGGCUGUCUCAAUGAGCAGCGCCUGCUGGGCCUCUACUGCGAUGUGUCCAUCGUGGUCAAGGGCCAGGCCUUCAAAGCCCACCGGGCCGUGCUGGCCGCCAGCAGCCUCUACUUCCGCGACCUGUUCAGCGGCAACAGCAAGAGCGCCUUCGAGCUGCCGGGCACGGUGCCGCCCGCCUGCUUCCAGCAGAUCCUGUCCUUCUGCUACACGGGCCGGCUGACCAUGGCGGCCAGCGAGCAGCUCGUGGUCAUGUACACGGCCGGCUUCCUGCAGAUCCAGCACAUUGUGGAGCGCGGCACCGACCUCAUGUUCAAGGUGAGCUCGCCCCACUGCGACUCGCAGACCACCGUGAUGGAGGACGCCAGCUCGGAGCCCCAGAGCCCCUGCAACCAGCUGCCGCCGGCCGCCCCCGGGCCCCCCUACGUCGUGUCCCCUUCCGUGCCCAUCCCUCUGCUGACCCGCGUGAAGCACGAAGCCACGGAGCUGCCGCCAGCGGCCGGUCCGGGCCUGGCGCCCAAGCGCCCGCUGGAGUCUGGGCCCCGGGACGGCGCGGCGGUGGCGGCGGGCACGGCGGUGGCGGCCGGCGCGACCCCUCUCAAGCUGCCCCGGGUCUCCUACUACGGGGUGCCCAGCCUGGCCACCCUCAUCCCCAGCAUCCAGCAGGUGCCCUACUCCCAGGGGGAGCGGACCAGCCCGGGCGCCAGCAGCCUGCCCACCACCGACAGCCCCACCUCCUACCACAACGAGGAGGACGAGGAGGACGACGAGGCCUAUGACACCAUGGUGGAGGAGCAGUACAGCCAGAUGUACGUCAAGGCCACCGGCAGCUACGCAGUGCAAGAGAAGCCGGAACCGGUGCCGCUGGAGAGCCGCUCCUGUGUCCUCAUCCGCCGGGACCUGGUGGCCCUGCCCGCCAGCCUCAUCAGCCAGAUCGGGUACCGCUGCCACCCCAAGCUCUACUCGGAGGGGGACCCCGGCGAGAAGCUGGAGCUGGUGGCAGGCUCAGGCGUCUGCAUCACGAGGGGCCAGCUGAUGAACUGCCACCUGUGUGCGGGCGUGAAGCACAAGGUGCUGCUGCGGAGGCUGCUGGCCACCUUCUUCGACAGGAACACACUGGCCAACAGCUGUGGCACAGGCAUCCGUUCGUCCACCAGUGACCCGAGCCGCAAGCCACUGGACAGCCGAGUCCUCAACGCUGUGAAAUUGUACUGCCAGAACUUCGCGCCCAGCUUCAAGGAGAGCGAGAUGAACGUCAUCGCCGCGGACAUGUGCACCAACGCCCGCCGCGUCCGGAAGCGCUGGCUGCCCAAGAUCAAGUCCAUGCUGCCGGAGGGCGUGGAGAUGUACCGCACGGUCAUGGGGUCCUCGGCCGCCAGCGUGCCCCUGGACCCCGAGUUCCCGCCCGCCGCGGCGCAGGUGUUCGAGCCGCGCCUGUACGCGGAGCGGCGCGGGGACGCGGCCGCCACCGUGGCGCUGAGAACUGACCUGGGCGCCCCCGCCAGCGCCGCCUUCGAGGCCGGCGAGGAGGCGGAGGGCGCCGGCUCCGUCAUCCAGGAGGUGGCGGCCCCCGAGCCGCUGCCCGCCGACGGCCAGAGCCCGCCGCGGCCCUUCGAGCAGGGCAGCGGCGGCUCCAGCCGGCCCCCGACGCCCGCCGCGCGGAGGCCCGACGGCGCCUACGCCGGGACUUUGUAGGGCGCCCAGGGACCGGUCCUAGCAGCUUGCAUGCGUUACUAAUACAAACAAAUGUGAUCCAGCCACUUACCUACUGAACUGCUGUUGCCUGAGAAAAAUGUGAUUUUUAUUCUGCUUGUAUUUAAAAUUUAUGAAGGAAACAAAUGCAUUCGUGACACUGUAAGCAAUUAGCCCACUGGCUGCUGAGCUGUGAGGAAGGCCCAGGGCCCCUUUGGAUACUCGAGGUCAGUCUCCAAGUGUAGCUUCUCCCUCCUCGGAGGGGCGAGAGGCCCCAGGCCCUUGUGCCCAGCCCUGCCCGAGCCUCCCCCUUCCUGCCCUCUGCCAGGACGAAGCCAGGGACCCGCGUCCUUACCCAAGAGGACGCCGCCCACCUCUCCGCGGCCACAGCCAGGGCUGGGCCCCCAAGGGCCAAACUCCCUGUUUUUCCUUCUUUUUGCAACUCGGGGCCAGGCCUGCCGGGCCGCUGUGAGUGUGGGGGGGUGUGCUAGCCUGUGUGUGAGCGUGUGUGGGGAGCAGCGUGACGAAGCUGGGCCUUGCUGUCCCUGUGAGGAGGAAGGGUUCCUGGCUGCACCUGCUCUCCGCCCCCACAGCCCCUCGGUGCACCUGGGCCCCUCUGGCUCCUGCCUGCUGCUCGCUGUCCCAUGGGGCGGGGCGCCACCCAGGUGCCCCCCCAGCCUUGUUGGGAUUAUGUUUGUUUAUUUGUUCUCGUCUGAAUACAGAUCAAUUUCAUACAUGGUUUGGAAACUUUCAGACCCAAAAGAGCAAAAAAUUAGGGAGGACUGGGUGUUCCUGCCCCUGACCCACUAUGGCUUGAGGGCAGGUCAUCUGUAUGCCAUGUCCCCCCACCCCAAGGCCAGGUUUUACUCACCUCUUGUUGGGGGCCAGAGUGUGUGGCGAUGUGGAAGCUAUUCAGGGGCGGCCUGAGGGCCGGGCAUCGUGCUGCGGGGGCCAGGGGCCGGGCUGGGGUUCUGACCCUUGGGGUGUGCCCCACGCGGAGGCUGCAGCGGGGGGCACAGGCCUGAGCUGAGGCAGUUGCAGGGUGCCCGAGGCAGCAGGUGCCAGGUUCUGGCAGGUGUGAGGAGGGCCAGCAAGGACCAGCGCAGCAGUUACUGGUGUGUUUGAUGCUAGAAUGUUCCCUUUGAAGUGUAAUUGCUGGUUUUGGGGGGGAAGGAACAUGGGUUGUUCCGUAGCCACUUGCCCAGGGGCUCUGUCCUCGUCCAGGGGCUGCCUUCCUCCCAAGUCCCAGGCAGCCCCCAGAUGUGGCCAGAGACACCCCCUCUGUUCCCAAACUGCAGGGGUCUCUUGCUUGGUGCCUCGGUCUGCAGCCGUCUGCCUGUGCGUAGGGCCAGGCAGGCGAGGCUCAGACCCACUCAGGACCCACAGAGCUGAGCCUCCCCAGCUGCAGGGCCGUGGGGGGUGGUCCCAGCAUGGGGCAACCUGGAGGGGUGUUCAGCUCUUUCCCGCUUACUCCUGCUGACCGCUGCCCUUCCUGUGGGGAGACACUGCUGAGGUGGGGGAUCCUUCCCAGCCUUCUGGCCCCCUCCAGCCAGGCCAAGGGGUGCCUGGCCUCCAGGAACACCUGCAGCUUCUGGGAAGGGGUGGAGGACCCUGGUGGGCUGGCUCGGGAGGUCAUCUCAGCCCCUUUGGCACCGUCCCUGCCCGGGACACGGGCCGAGCCCUGGGGUCUGUGUCUCAGGAGGCUUCCGCUCCUGCUGGGCUUCCAGCCAGCACCUGGCCCAGGGGUGGGCGCCGCCUCCUCCCAGCUGGGCCAGGGCCCACUAGGGACCAGAAUGGAGCCCUCCUGGAACUGAGAGGCCAUGACCCCCGCAUGCUCAGGAGGCCUCAGGGCCAUGAGGUGACGGUGGGUGAGGCUGACUCCCACCCAUCGCCCCUCUGGAGUUUCCCUUAUCUGCUCUUCCCACCCAAAUUUGCACUUUAAUUUGACCAUCCCUGGGGACCCUCGAGACAGGCCCACCUGUCCUGACUGUUGACAGAAGGGCUUGCUCUGUCUCCCUCUCUCUCCUCCACUCCAGAGUGGGCACGGCCGCCCACCGGGGCCAGGACAGGGAGGGUGCCACUGGCCCAGCAGAGGAGGCGGUGGCCGCACAGAGAAGGCCUGGCCGAGGCUCAGGCCUGCACAAUGUCCCGUGACCUCUGCCCUUAAUGUGUGUACGCGCUGUCUGUUUUGUUCUGGGUGAGGAAGGCAGAGCCGCAGGUGGAACUUGAAUCAUUAAAUGUGAAUGGGUUCUGAGCUCUCCCGUGCCCCGGGCGGGCCGGGCGAGCAUUUUGCACUAAUGUGUCCCGCGGUGGGCGUGGGUCCGGAGCGUUUGCAGACGGGAAUGGCUGACGAUUGUACGUGCCGGGGCGUCCCUCCGAGUCCCGGGCGUUCCGCGGGGCGGCGGCGGCCUGGCUCGGGGGGCCUUUCAGAGUGCCUUAGCAUCUUUUGAUCAUUUUUCCCAAGGAAAACCAAUUACGAAAACCGGACCCUCCCCCUCCUCUGUUUACAAGACGAAUAAUUCCUGUUCUGUCGGCGUGAUCCUGACCCCCAGACCCUGUAGCUGGAGAGACGAGCCACUCAGUAUUUAUGAGAUGUGUGCACCUUUAUCCCUGAGCUUGACACUAGCAAUACGCAUAUACUACAUAGUCUAUUAUAGAGCUAAGUCGUGAUGCCGCGAGGAGGAGAGAAGGGCCUAAUGGCGGGUAGCUGGUGUGGCGGCUGGACCCCAGGCCCCGCCCUCCUGCGGGAGGCAGCUGGGGAGGUGUGCAAACGGUCCCAGGUCCCACGGAGGGGACCAGAGAUGUGACAGAACUGUGAGCUCGGGUGGGGCCCGCCCCAGGCCGCCGGUCUCGGUACUUGAAUUGUCUCGUUUUCUGCACUGUGUCUGGCUUGCCCAGAGUUCUCUGUGGUCACUUAAUUUUGCAUUGGAUGUGAUUGUCUGUCUUUGCCCAGACUGGGCGCAGCUGUGGAUGAGAGCGAGAGGGCAGACCUUGGGCGCGAGCCGGCGUCCCCUUCCCGGCCCCGGUGCGGUGCCUCUGGGCAGGGUCUCCGGGAGCCUGGUGUAUUUCUCCUCCAGGAAAAUUUAUUUUGUUUAUGUUCGGCGCUGGGAGGAAGGCAGAGGCGGGGCGGCCGUGCGGGGACGCGGGUGUGCCGGCCCUGACCUGUUCUCGCUGCAUAGUGGGGACCGUCUCGCCGGCCCUGUGCGGCCUCCCCGGCCUUUGACUGCUCAGAUCCUCCUUAGACAGGUUGUUUUCAUGGAAAUAUCUCUCAGGAGGGAAGGGCCAGUUACCCAUUAACCAGCUGAAAACUCCGAGAAAGCAGUGACCGCCGCAGCCCCGGGGUGCGCCGCGUUCAGAGUGUCGCUGCUGCCUGAAGGCUUGCGCUCGGACCCGAGACCGGCAGGGCGUGGCACAGGGUGUCUCUAACGUGGCAAAGGUUUUGGGUGUUUUGUGUGUGUGGUGUUUCUUGGGAGUAAAGACGGAAAGGAAAAUGAUGCAGAAUCUAAAGCGUUCAGAUUGGACAGCCCGCUCGAAUUCCCAUCAGUUGCGUUGUUAGCGUUUUGCACAUGACUGUAAUUUUUAUGUCAACAGAAGCCAAAACUCGCAAUACUAUUUUUAGCAGACAAAAAAAAAAAAAAAAAAA
Molossus molossus (Pallas's mastiff bat) is the source of this 5492-nucleotide messenger RNA. It is a transcript of the gene NACC2, whose product is annotated as NACC family member 2. Bases 110 to 1852 code for a protein of 580 amino acids. The transcript has 6 exons. NCBI's taxonomy places the organism in Eukaryota, Metazoa, Chordata, Mammalia, Chiroptera, Molossidae. The record is from RefSeq and is a predicted model, not a curated record. Gene Ontology annotation, molecular function: DNA-binding transcription factor activity, RNA polymerase II-specific; RNA polymerase II cis-regulatory region sequence-specific DNA binding; protein binding. Gene Ontology annotation, biological process: regulation of transcription by RNA polymerase II.